Molecule: messenger RNA, 2328 nt
Organism: Leptopilina boulardi
Lineage: Eukaryota; Metazoa; Arthropoda; Insecta; Hymenoptera; Figitidae
Gene: Pms2
Product: mismatch repair endonuclease PMS2-like
Exons: 5
Coding region: 134-2230 (698 amino acids)
Biological process (GO): mismatch repair
Cellular component (GO): MutLalpha complex
Molecular function (GO): mismatched DNA binding; ATP-dependent DNA damage sensor activity; ATP hydrolysis activity
Source: RefSeq, a predicted model, not a curated record
GGACGCAACCUAAAUAAUUCAUAUUGUUUAUUGUCGAGAAAGCUUUAUGUUAUUGACAACGCAAGCUGUUUAAAAUUUUUAAAUCAAGAAAAACAAUAAUUACAAAUAAUAUGACAUAAUUACAAUAAUAAAAAUGAUGAAUGAACCCGAAAGCACAACUGCUGCUUCUAAAAAAAUUAGAACUAUCAAUAAAGAAGCAGUUCAUCAAAUAUGUUCCGGCCAGGUGGUUUUUGAUCUUGCAACUGCUGUAAAAGAAUUGGUAGAAAAUAGUUUGGAUAGUGGUGCUACAAUUAUUGAAGUUAAACUUACAGAUUAUGGAAAAUCAAAUAUUACAAUUUGUGACAAUGGUUCAGGAGUUUUGGAAAGCGACUUUGAAGAAUUAUGUCUGAAGCAUCAUACGUCGAAAUUGAAAAAUUUUACAGAUCUCAUGAGCAUUGGUACUUUUGGUUUUCGAGGUGAAGCAUUAAGUUCAUUGUGUGCUCUUGGAGAUGUUACUAUUAUCACAAAACAUUCAACUAGUGAGCAUACUUUUAAACUUACGUUUGACAGAAAUGGAAUACUAAUUAAUAAAGAAGAAAGUCCUCCAAAGGAUGGUACAACUGUUCACGUAAAAAAUAUUUUUAAAACCCUACCGGUUAGAUUAAAAGAAUUUGAAAGGAAUAUCAAAAAAGAAUUUGCACGUGUUAUUCAAGUAUUAUACAGUUAUUGUCUAGUCUCUGUCGGUGUUAAAAUAAAAUUCACCAAUUCUGUGGGAAAUAAACCUCAAAAUCUUAUAGUAUCAACAAAUAAAACAAAUAAAGUUCUCGAAAAUGUCAAAUCGGUAUUUGGUAUUAAAGCCAUAGAUGGUUUAAUAGAAAUUAUAAUGGAAUCUCCUAAUGAAGAAAUUUUAGAAAAAUAUAAAUUGCCAUUAGAUAUUCAGGUUGAUUUCACAUGGGAAUUUUAUGUAAGCAGUUGUAAUCAUACUUCAGGUCGUUCUUGUCCUGACAGACAAUUUCUUUAUGUAAAUGGUCGACCUUGUGAUCUUUUAAAAGUCAGCAGGCUCAUCAAUCAAACAUAUCAUAAUUACAAUAAUAAACAAUAUCCAUUUGUUUUUCUUAAUUUAAAACUAAAACAAGAGUGUGCUGACGUUAAUGUCACUCCAGAUAAAAGAAAAGUAUUUUUCACUCAAGAACAAUUGAUUUUUGCUACAAUCAAAAUGAAUAUAACAAGAGAAUGGGAUAAAGCACAAAAAAUAUUUACUCUCUUAACUGAUAGUAGUUUAAUAAAAAAGGAAAAAAGUAAAAGAAACAUUUCACCUGUCAAAGAUUUUUAUCCAAUGCCAAAGAGACAAUUUUUAAAUUUAAACAGAGAGGAGAGAAAUUUAAAUGAUUUUAAUAUUACGAAACAAAAUAAGAAGAAUGAAGAAAACCAAUUAGAAGAAAAAAAGAAAGUAAUUGAUGUAAAAGAAUUAGAGAUAAUUGUAGUAAGAAAUUCAACAACUAUGAAAAUGAAUACUAAUUUGAAAAGAAUUCAAUUAAAAUUACAAGGGCAAAAAAAAGUAGAAUCAAAUGAAAAAAAACAAAAAAGAAUGAAAUAUAAAACACAACUUACUGAAAAAAAUGAAGAUGCUGAAAAGGAACUUGAAAAAGAAUUAACAAUGGAAUCUUUUGUAAAUAUGCAAAUUAUAGGACAAUUUAAUUUAGGAUUCAUAGUGGCUAAACUUGACUCCGAUUUAUUUAUCAUUGAUCAACAUGCCAGUGAUGAGAAAUUUCAAUUUGAAAAAUUAAGCAAUGAAACUAAAUUAAAAACACAAAUAUUAAUUGCUCCGAAACUUUUAAAUCUUGCAACUCUAAAUGAAGGAAUUUUAAUUGACAAUCAGAGUAUCUUUGAAGAUAAUGGAUUUUCAUUUAUAAUAAAUUCUGAAGCUAACCAGGGUCAUCGAGUAAAAUUAACUGGAAUGCCAGUUAGUGGUGGAUGGCAAUUUGAUGAACGUGACAUUGAGGAAUUAAUUUUUAUGAUUAAAGAGGAAGGUCAUAGAGAUAGUGGAAUUUCACAAAUACCACGACCAAGUAGAAUAAGAGAUAUGUUGGCUUCAAGAGCAUGCCGAAGCGCAAUUAUGAUUGGAAAAACUCUAAAUUUAAUUGAAAUGCGUAAAAUUAUAAAUCAAAUGUCAACAAUGAAAAAUCCUUGGAAUUGUCCACAUGGUAGACCAACAAUAAGACAUUUAUUUUCCCUCUGCUUUCUAAAAUGAUGAAUAAAUUGCAAAAAUAAUAAUUUAAAUGUAAAUAUUUUCAUCGUCUUAUCAAGUGAUUUUUAUAAAAAAUUUUAAUAAAUUAAUUAUAAAAUUAA